Messenger RNA from Danaus chrysippus (African queen), 657 nucleotides. The record is from the annotation of a GenBank genome assembly. NCBI's taxonomy places the organism in Eukaryota, Metazoa, Arthropoda, Insecta, Lepidoptera, Nymphalidae.
AUGAAGACUCGCAUUGCAGAAAGAAGUGCUAUACAAGGUUUUGCUAGGUCCAGACUGCCAAAACUUUCGGAAGAGGAAAUUGAUUAUAUACGUGGCAGUUCUGACGUGUUCGGUUUAAAUCAUUAUUCUACUUUCUAUGCAAGCAGAAAUCAAUCUGUUUAUACAAAUUAUGAAUCUCCAUCAUUUUUUGAUGAUAUGGCAGCAUACACGUUUCAGCCACCUGAAUGGAGGCUGAACCCAGAUGCUGGUGUUGCGACUGUUCCUUGGGGUUUCUACAAAUUGCUGCAAUUCAUCAAGAGAGAAUACAAUAAUCCUCCCGUUUUCAUAACUGAGAACGGUUUUGGCAACAAUGGUGGUUUAAAAGAUAACGAUCGAGUUACACACUUGAAGAGUUAUUUAUGUGCUCUUCUGAAAGCUAUUAACCAUGGUUCUGAUAUUAUUGGAUAUUCUGUUUGGAGUCUCCUGGAUUCCUUCGAAUGGAUGUGUGGAUACAAGUGUAAAUUUGGUCUUUAUCAAGUGGAUUAUAGUUCCGAAAAUCGCACCCGAACUCCACGGCUGUCAGCCUACUUUUACCAGCAGUUAAUACGCACUGGGAGACUGGAUCCAAACUUUGAACCUGAUCUGAGUGUUCCUAUGACGUCUGAUUUUGGAUAUUAA